Ciona intestinalis (vase tunicate) is the source of this 2160-nucleotide messenger RNA. RefSeq names its product KH homology domain-containing protein 4-like. The record is from RefSeq and is a predicted model, not a curated record. Gene Ontology annotation, cellular component: nucleus. Gene Ontology annotation, molecular function: RNA binding. Lineage: Eukaryota; Metazoa; Chordata; Ascidiacea; Phlebobranchia; Cionidae.
UUAGGGUAAAAUUAUUGUGAAACUAUAAUUUAUAGUUGCAGUGUAUUAAGAAAAUUAACUUGUAUUUGUAAGUUUAAACUUUUAAAUGUAAAAAUUGUAAAUUUAGAAAACUUUAUUCUGCUGUUUUUGGAUUAAACAAUGUCAAAGGAUUCUUGGCGACAGAAUUCAAUGCCACCACGCCCAGAUUAUGGGAAUUUUAAAGCACCUUCAUUACCGAGUGCAAACUCCAACCCAGCACCCAAGAAAACUCGCAUUUCAAAGUUUUCUGACGAACCCACAGUAAACAGUCCGCCGUUAAACGGUAAUGGUGGUACUUCUGAAAAAUCGAGGGUCUCAAAAUUUUCUCUCCACCCACCAAGUGCUUCCAUUCCGUCAAAAUCUGACCCUGUUGCAGCAGCGGCUGCAGCAGCUGCAAGAAUUAAUGCAAACCUUCGAGCAAAAGGCAAGUUAUCCGACCAAACACAGCAUAAACCAGUAGUAAAUACGAUACAAACAGCAAACUCUGCGUUAUCUGCAAUUCAAGUGUCCCAGAUUAAAAAAAUAUUUGAUCUUUAUGUUGCAAAAAUCGAUAUAAAUAAUCUACCAAUAGUCACACGAACUUACAUGACUCAAGUCAACGCACAAGAAAUCAUUAACAAACAAACGGGGGCUGCUGUUUCCACCAAAGGACAAUAUUUAACACAAGAUGAAAAGAAAAACGUUGAAGGAAUAGACAAGCAGUUACAUUUAUACGUACAGUCCCCUUCACAAGACAAAGUAGAGCUUGCUAUCAAUAAAAUAAAAGACAUGAUUUCAAAACAUAACGUCUCAAAGUCUUCCCUAAGCGCAGUUGCCCCAACCAUGGUCCCACCAAUGGUCUCAAUGCCCAUCCCACAGAACAUGGUGGGCCAACCAUCCUUACCAAGUGGUAACUAUGUCCAUGACAAAUUAUUUAUAGGAAUGGAUUACGUUCCCCCAGAUUUUGACCUGAAAACAAAACUUAUCGGAGCAAAUUACACAAACUUUAAUUUCGUUGCGAACUCCACUGGAGCAAAGGUGAUUCUACGAGGCAGAGGAUCUGGUUUCAUUGAGCCGACUUCUGGUCGCGAGGCUUUUGAAUCUAUGUAUGUAUUCAUCAGCCACCCAAAUCAGGCGGGGGUAGAUGCCGCUAAAAAGUUGGUGAACAAUCUUAUAGAGCAUGUACGUAACGAAUACAAUGCUCAUACCAGAAAAACACAGUCUGGAUUUGGAAACCCACAAGCCGCUUACCCAGGGAACCCACCAUAUGGGUCCAACUCGGUAAACUACCAACCCCCAUCCCAAUUCCCAUCUUACCCCAUGGGUAAUAUACCCCCAAUGGGGAACCCAUACAUGAACUACACCCAAGCCCCCCCUAACCCUUACAACAUGCCCCAGAACAUUACGGCUCACCCUAAUAUACCCCCUCCUGUCCCAGUACCCCCACCAACCUUCACCCCGCCUACCCAGCCCCCCUUUAACCCCCAAGCGACCCCCAAUAUAACCCCUACCCCCCAAGCAGCACCUACAAGUGACAUGAUGCCACCUCCUCCCCCUGUUGCUGUAAAACCAACAGAACCAGCGCCGAAACCGACGAAAAGACGAAGGUUUAAAGAAGAACAACCUGACGAUUCAAACAUCCUAGGCUACCAACAAUUCUCUAAAAACUCUGACCAAGAUUCCAAAAAAACGAAAAGAAACUUUUCAGAAAAAUCAACAGAAAGCCUUCCAAAUACUACAGUAGAGAAAGAUUCAAAAGAACAAACGAAAAGCGGUUCACUACCAUUCUGGAUGUCGUAUGACUGACUGUUUUUAUAUAAAAAUUCAACCCAAAAACGGAGAUGUUUCAUUUCAUGUGUUAGACCUUGUUUUAAGUUUUCCUUGUGCAGGAUAUAGAGCUCGCUUUUGUAUUUACCGUAUUUUGCCUUUUCAAUCAUUCAUUGUUAUAAGCAUCUGUUUAAAUUAUCAGCAAUUCCAAACAUGUGAUUAAUUUUAGUUUUACCGCAUAUGGUUUCCACUUUCUAAUAACACUAUUAUAACAAUAUAACAAAAGACCUUAUCAAAAAACCUGCUUCAUGAUUAUGGCAAUUCAAUUCCAAUUAAACUGUUAGUAUUUCUAAGUUCUUUUAAGUGAAGUUUGUUUCCUCAUGGGCGCUAUGCAAG